Molecule: messenger RNA, 1296 nt
Organism: Symbiodinium sp. CCMP2592
Lineage: Eukaryota; Dinophyceae; Suessiales; Symbiodiniaceae
Source: the annotation of a GenBank genome assembly
AUGUCGAUCUUCUUGACGAAGAGCAGUGUGAAUGACAUGUUUGUGGUGGCAACUCCUCGAGGCGUGCAGCUCGCCCGAUCAGUCCGCCGGACGGGCCAACCAUGGGCCUCCGAGCAAGCUCUGGCUGAAGCCAUCAAGGGCGCUAAGCUGCGUGCUCCCAAAGCCGUGCCACUGCCAGAUGUGCCGUUGAAUGUCAUGCCACCGGCAGGACUUCCAGUGCGAGAGCAACUUGCUUCAGCUUCUCCUGCCGUUCCAGCAGUGCUGCCCGCGCAGGCUGAGGAGAGUGAAGUUCCAGCAGUGAUGCCUCCGAGCGUCGCAACCGCGGCCCCUUCUAGCCGCCCGACUUUGCUUCUCGAUCGUGGCGACCGCCGCCCUGUUGCUGCAUCGCCCAUGGAAAUCGCGGGAACUGACUCGCCUGUCACUCCAGGAACAUCCAUCGAUUACUCUCCGUCCCCAGCUUCUCUCCCGGACGGUCGUGUCCCGGAUGAUACUUUGCUUCAGGAUUUGAGAUCCCGGCCAGGCGGGGAUGAACCGUCUUCUGCAGUACCGCCGGAGCCUAAGCGGCCUCGCCUUCUCCGGAGUGUUAUGAUCAGGUCAGCCCGCAGCAGCAACGCAGAGGAACUCCAUCAUGCAGAUGAAACAUUGGAGUUGCAGUUUGAUGCUGAAGUUUCAGAAAGUUUGCAGAUGUAUGAAGAUGAGUUGAGCGAGCAGCUGCAUGAGCAGGAUGAGGAUUAUGAAGUGACUGCUGAAGGCAUUCCCAAGUGCCUCAUCCGCGACCUGUCGGAUCACGAGCCCGAGCUAAGUGCCGAAGAGUUGUUUGAGGCCGACAGGCAAGCCUCCCUCUUUGAAGUUGCCCGCCUUGGCGCCAAGAGCGUCCUUGUGCAGGUUGCAGGGCCGCUGCCAGGCCAUCGCACGUUGAGCACCAAGUUCGUUGUGUCAUGGCGCCAGAAAUGCAUAGGGGGCGAGGAGGUUUGGCUCAGAAGGGCUCGUUUGGUGGCGAGGGAGUUCGCCUUUCUGGAUCCCCAUCGCGAGGGUCUCUUUAGCCCUGCCAGCAGCUCCAUCGUGACUCGCAUCAUCCCAGCGCUGUUUAUGCAGCAGCGUGCCGCUGGAUGGUCCAUGAUUGCCGUCGACGUUGCAGAUGCUUACUUGACUUGCAGCCAGGGCGAGCCCACUGUGACUUCUGUGAAGCUUGGGCAUCAGACUUUGUGGUUUCGCUUGGACAAGUGUCUCCCGGGCCAGCGUGAUGGGUCGAGCCGAUGGUUCGGUGACUUCUCCGGUUACCUGGCCGAACACUGA